Molecule: messenger RNA, 1575 nt
Organism: Coccidioides immitis RS
Lineage: Eukaryota; Fungi; Ascomycota; Eurotiomycetes; Onygenales; Onygenaceae
Product: C2H2 type zinc finger domain-containing protein
Exons: 4
Coding region: 271-1110 (279 amino acids)
Source: RefSeq, a predicted model, not a curated record
AUCCAACUUUGAACUUGCCACUUGUGAUUUCACCCGGUGGAUUGAAGCCCUAACUUAUUAUCACACCAGUACGGAGUACCUACUCCGUACACCUAUUCCCAAAAAGACCAAAUCCCAUACCAAGACAAGGAGACUCAGCUAGGCAGGCUUCGUUAAAGAAGCAAAGAAAUAGGGAAUAUGGCCUAGUUGCGAAUUUUUAACCACUUAGGGUAAACAAUCCUUCUAUUUCUUUCUCCCAAAUUUGAUCCUCGUCAACCCUCAAGAUUCGACAUGGCCAAACGCUCACGUAAGGACUCUGCACCUGAGCCAUCCGAGCUCGCGCCUACUUUUGCAAUCGAGUCGGAACCUUUGGCUCUCGCCAGCCAUUUGCCUCAACGCAAGCAUGUGCACUUGGAUGCGUCCGUGCAAUCUCCAGAAUUGAUACGCUGUGCUUUCCCUCCACACCGGAAGCCCGUAUCUUUUUCGACGUAUGAAGAAUAUGAGAUUCACUACAAGCAGUCUCAUGUCAAUCGGUGUUCGGAAUGUGGAAAGAACUUCCCGUCCGAGUUGUUUCUUGCUCGCCAUAUUGAAGAGAAUCAUGAUCCGCUUACUGCUGCGAGAAGAGAGCGGGGAGAGAAAACGUUCGGUUGUUUUGUGGAAGGCUGCGAACGGAGAUGCUCUACACCUCAGAAGCGGAGAAUGCAUUUGAUAGACAAGCACUCCUUCCCGAGAACCUAUAAUUUUUACAUCAUAAACGACGGUAUAGAUAAGCAUAAAUCACUUCUCAAGUCCAGUUUGCCACAACAUAGACGAGUCUCGAUACCGGCGUCUACGCAGCAUGAAGCCCCUCGACGAAGGCUUCAGCCGUUCGAAUCUAUGAAAACCUCCACUCAGGCCACCCCAGCUCCCGCUGAACCUCCAUACGUUCAGGUACCCAAUAGCAAAACACCGAAUCCCUUUACGUCAAACCAUACAUCGCCUAGGGAUCAAAGUGAAACCGUACAUAUAUGUACCUCCGACCAUGAUGUUACUGAACUCACAAACUCAAUGUCAGCGCUAAAAUUUAUCCCGACAAGCGUUCUACUACGGCAAGAUAGGGAAAAAUCAAGUGCAUCUUCGACAACGACCUGAAGACCACGAUUAUUCCUUUGGGAUUCGUUUUGGGAUUCUCGCUCAAAACACUACCUAAAGGGAGAGUUGAAAUAUUGAAAUUGAAUUAUUCACUACUUGGGAUACAAACAUCAAUGGGAAGUCUGCUCUCGCUAGGUUAAAUAGUACGAAUACUUUGUCAACUGUCCUACACAAGUGAACCAAAUAUCGUACUAUCGAGAACAUAAACGAAUUCCCAGGCUAUAUCCAUCUAUGGAACCUCGAAGAUUUCCUCUCCAUAUUGACCAGAACGACAUACCAAAACGGGUUAUAAAGAUUUUGUGUACAAAAAUAAACGCCAAAACACAACGGAUAUCAUGAAUUACCCAAGCCAUGAAUAUCAAAGAUGCUCUAUGCGGGAAGAAAAUCGGAUCAGGAAAGCGGCCCCAUUUCCAACAAAUCAGCAUAAAUCUCCAAACUCGAACCAAUCAAGUCAACAAUCGGCCA